Molecule: messenger RNA, 777 nt
Organism: Odocoileus virginianus texanus
Lineage: Eukaryota; Metazoa; Chordata; Mammalia; Artiodactyla; Cervidae
Gene: SNCG
Product: synuclein gamma
Biological process (GO): chemical synaptic transmission; synapse organization; synaptic vesicle endocytosis
Cellular component (GO): neuronal cell body; cytoplasm; axon terminus
Molecular function (GO): cuprous ion binding
Source: RefSeq, a predicted model, not a curated record
AAUAUUUCAUCGGCGUCAAUAAGAGGCAGCCACAGGGACAGCGGCUGCAGCAGCACUAGAGCCAGCGCCAGUCACGGUUCGUCUGGGGAGUCAGACUGCCAUCCCUGCCCGCCGCCAUGGACGUCUUCAAGAAGGGCUUCUCUAUUGCCAAGGAGGGUGUGGUGGGUGCCGUGGAAAAGACGAAGCAGGGCGUGACGGAGGCGGCUGAGAAGACCAAGGAGGGUGUCAUGUAUGUGGGAGUCAAGACCAAAGAGGGUGUUGUGCAGAGUGUGACUUCAGUGGCUGAGAAGACCAAGGAGCAGGCCAACGCCGUGAGUGAGGCCGUGGUCUCCAGUGUCAACACUGUGGCCACCAAGACGGUGGAGGAAGCGGAGAACAUUGCAAUCACCUCUGGAGUGGUGCGCAAGGAGGCCCUGAAGAAACCUGUCCCCUCACAGGAGGAUGAGGCCGCCAAAGAGGAAGAGCAAGUGGCUGAGGAGACCAAGAGUGGUGGAGAUUAGAAGGCUGCCAUGAUCUGCAGAGGCCUUGAGGAGCAUGCCAUCCCUCCUGGCACAAGAAGUGUCUGGUCCUGGAGUAUGACCUACAGAGCUGCCAGCUCCCCACACCCUCCUCCAGCUCCCCACAGGCCCAUCCUCCCUGCUACCACCACCACUGCCUUCACCUCCCUACCUUAUCCCUGUCCACCACCCUCUGAUCUUUCUGACCCCACAGAUGCUGCUGUGAAUUUUUUUUUUUAUGAUUUUAAUGAUUCCAAAUAAAACUCAAAUCCCCACUGCA